Conger conger (European conger) is the source of this 2085-nucleotide messenger RNA. RefSeq names its product sodium/myo-inositol cotransporter-like. Gene Ontology annotation, molecular function: D-glucose:sodium symporter activity. Bases 1 to 2085 code for a protein of 694 amino acids. NCBI's taxonomy places the organism in Eukaryota, Metazoa, Chordata, Actinopteri, Anguilliformes, Congridae. Gene Ontology annotation, biological process: inositol metabolic process; myo-inositol transport; transmembrane transport. The record is from RefSeq and is a predicted model, not a curated record. Gene Ontology annotation, cellular component: plasma membrane. The transcript has a single exon.
AUGGGCCCUUCGCUGGAAGCCUUGGACGUCAUUGUUGUGAUACUUUACUUUGUGCUCGUCUUGUCCGUUGGCUUAUUUGCCAUGUGGAAGGCCAAUAGGAGCACGGUGAGUGGGUACUUCCUGGCCGGCCGCUCCAUGAACUGGGUGUUGGUCGGCGCGUCUCUGUUCGUCAGCAACAUCGGCAGCGAGCAUUUCAUUGGCCAGGCGGGCUCUGGAGCAGCGAGUGGCAUUGCGGUGGGGGCCUUCGAGGUCAACGCAAUGCUGGUCCUACAGCUGUUGGGCUGGGUCUUCAUCCCCGUGUACAUCAACUCUGGCGUGUACACCAUGCCCGACUACCUGUCCAAGCGCUAUGGCGGUAACCGGCUCAAGAUGUACAUAGCCUGUCUCUCCUUCCUGCUCUACAUCUUCACCAAGCUCUCAGUGACCCUGUACUCAGGAGCGCUCUUCAUACAGGAGUCCCUAGGCUGGAACCUGUACCUGUCCAUCAUCCUGCUCAUCGCCAUGACAGCGCUGCUCACGGUCACCGGCGGCCUGGCUGCGGUCAUCUACACCGACGCGUUCCAGGCGCUGCUGAUGAUCGCGGGCGCUCUGACUCUGACCGGCAUCAGCCUGGCCAAGGUGGGGGGUCUGGGGGCGGUGUGGACCGAGUACAUGCUGGCCACGCCCAACGUCACCGCCAUCCUGGCUUCCGGAAACUUCACCUACACCAACUCCUGCCGCAUCCAGCCCAAAGCGCAGGCGCUGAAGAUGCUGCGUGGCCCUCUGGACAGGGACCUCCCCUGGCCCGGGUUCCUCUUGGGCCAGACCCCGGCCUCCAUGUGGUACUGGUGCGCCGAACAGGUCAUCGUCCAGCGCGUGCUCGCGGCCAAAAACAUCGCCCACGCCAAGGGCUCGACCCUGAUGGCGGGCUUCCUGAAGGUGCUGCCCAUGUUCCUCAUCGUCAUCCCGGGGAUGGUCUCGCGCAUCCUGUUCGCGGACCGGCUGGCCUGCAUCGGGCCGGAGCACUGCCUGCACGUGUGCGGGAGCCGCGCCGGCUGCUCCAACAUGGCGUACCCGUGGCUGGUGAUGGGCGUGAUGCCCGCGGGGCUUCGCGGCCUCAUGAUGGCGGUGAUGAUCGCCGCCCUCAUGAGCGGCCUGGACUCCGUCUUUAACAGCGCCAGCACCAUCUUCACGCUGGACGUGUACAAGACGCUGCGCAAGGCCUCCUCGCCCCGGGAGCUGAUGGUGGUGGGCCGGCUGUUCGUGCUGGUGAUGGUGGUGCUCAGUGUGGCGUGGGUGCCGGUUGUCAUGGAGAUGCAGGGGGGGCAGAUGUACAUGUACAUCCAGGAGGUGGCCGGUUACCUCACCCCUCCCGUCACCACCAUCUUCCUGCUGGGCGUGUUGUGGAAGCGCUGCAACGAGACGGGGGCCUUCUGGGGGGGCACGGUAGGUUUGGCGCUGGGGUUAAUCCGCCUGGUCCUGGCCUUUGUUUACCAGGAGCCCCCCUGCGAUCGCCCUGACGACCGGCCCGCUGUCAUCAGGGAGGUGCACUACAUGUACGUGGGGGCCGGGCUCUUCUUUCUGUCAGGGCUGGUGGCGGUACUGGUCAGUCUGUGCACCCCGCCCCCCACCGAGGAGCAGGUGCGCAACACCACCCUGUGGGGGCUGCCCCGUCGGGGCCGACAGCCAAUCAGAGACCGGGAGGCGGAGCUUCACGUGCUGAGCUGCAAAAGUGCCGGCCACUCCAACAGCACCGGUGCUGGGCCGACCCCAGUCGCCCUGCUGGCCCCUCCCACAGAGAGCCCGGUCCCCUCGGAACGCGAAGGGAACGGCCACGCCCACCUGCAUUGCCGUGGCGACGACAGUGGCCCAGAGAGGGAGAGGGGGACGUGUCUGAAGGCCGUGGAGUGGUUCUGCGGCUACAAGGAGGCUUCCAGGGUUGCUCUGCCCACAGAAACCCCACCGAACACCUCACAAGAGGAGGAGGACAGGAGGCUGGUUCUGGAGAUGCUCCAUGAGCCUCCCAAAACCAGACUGGUCUUAAACCUGGGUCUGCUGAUGGUGUGCUGCUUGGGGGCCUUCAUGUUUGUCCUUUUCUCUCUGUAG